Eufriesea mexicana is the source of this 1561-nucleotide messenger RNA. It is a transcript of the gene GatA, whose product is annotated as glutamyl-tRNA(Gln) amidotransferase subunit A, mitochondrial. Gene Ontology annotation, cellular component: mitochondrion; glutamyl-tRNA(Gln) amidotransferase complex. The record is from RefSeq and is a predicted model, not a curated record. The coding region runs from base 1 to 1557 and encodes 518 amino acids. Gene Ontology annotation, biological process: mitochondrial translation; glutaminyl-tRNAGln biosynthesis via transamidation. Gene Ontology annotation, molecular function: glutaminyl-tRNA synthase (glutamine-hydrolyzing) activity. The transcript has 2 exons. Lineage: Eukaryota; Metazoa; Arthropoda; Insecta; Hymenoptera; Apidae.
AUGAAUAAAUUAUUAACUGCAUCGGUUAAAGAAGUUAGUAAAAAAAUAUAUGGUGGAGAUAUACGGCCUUCUGAUAUUACAAAAGCAGCUAUUAAAAUUACAUCUAUUACUAAACCUUUAAAUGCUUACAUCACUGUUACUGAUGAAAUAGCAAAAAAACAUGCGGAAAAUUCAGAUUUACGACAAAAAAAUCGUAGUUUAUUGGGGGAACUUGAUGGAAUUCCCAUUGCAAUUAAAGAUAAUUUUUGUAUAAAGGAUCAUCGAACAACAUGUGCAUCAAAGAUGUUGUCAAACUUUUUUCCCACUUAUGAUGCUACUGUAUAUCAGAGAUUAAAAGAUGCUGGUGCAAUAUUACUUGGUAAAACUAAUCUUGAUGAAUUUGCUAUGGGUUCAGGAACCAUUGAUUCAUAUUAUGGACCAACAAAAAAUUUAUGGAAUUCAAGUGUGUUAACAAAAUUUUAUGCCUGUAAUACUUAUAUAAAUGAACAUACAAAACAAUGUACAGAUGAAAAUUCAUGGAAUAUAGCAGGUGGUAGCAGUGGGGGUUCUGCAGUGGCUGUUAUAAGUGGAAGCUGUUAUGCUGCAAUUGGUUCAGAUACUGGUGGUUCAACACGAAAUCCAGCAUCUUACUGUGGUUUAGUUGGAUUGAAACCUACUUAUGGUUUGGUAUCACGUUAUGGACUUAUUCCUCUUGUAAAUUCAAUGGAUGUGCCAGGUAUACUUGCAAGGAAUGUCGAUGAUGUUGUGUUAGUUCUAAAUAGUAUAGCUGGUCAAGAUGAAUUUGAUUCUACUUGUUUACAAAAAGAAUAUGUAUCAAUUGAUAUACUAGAUACAAUAAAUAUUAGUAAUUUUAGAAUUGGAAUACCAAAAGAAUAUAAAGAGAAAAACCUAAGUCCAGAAGUACAAGAAUGUUGGGAUACAGUUUCUCAAUAUCUGUGUGAAGGUGGAGCAUCACUUUCCACAGUAUCAUUACCACAUACUAAUUAUUCUAUAAUGUGUUAUACAAUUUUAAAUCGUUGCGAUGUGGCUAGCAAUCUUGCUUGUUAUGAUGGUAUGCAGUAUGGUUAUAGGUCAGAUGAGUGGAGUUCUGUAUAUGAUAUGUAUAAAAAGACAAGAUCUGAAGGUUUUGGUAAAAUAGUUAAAGAACGUAUUUUGGUUGGGAAUUACUUUUUAUUGGAAGAAAACUAUGAAGAGUAUUAUGUUAAAGCAAUGAAAAUAAGAAGAUUGAUCUCAGAAGAUUUUAAUACAGUAUGGAAUAGUAAUAUUGAUCUUCUCCUUACACCUACUACUUUAACAGAAGCUCCUACCUACAAUGAUUUUAUUUCAAUGGACAAUCAGGCACAGUGUUCAAUUCAAGAUUAUUGUACUCAACCUGCUAAUAUGGCAGGUAUACCAGCUGUUACUGUGCCAAUUAAAUUAUCUAAAAAUGGUUUACCUUUAUCUCUGCAACUUAUGGCACCUUCUUUGAAGGAGGAAGUACUCCUCACAGUAGCAAAAUGGAUUGAACAAAGAGUACAGUUUCCAAAACUUGAACUGAAGGAUACAUGUUUGUUAUAAUAAA